Morone saxatilis (striped sea-bass) is the source of this 3343-nucleotide messenger RNA. RefSeq names its product prostaglandin reductase 2 (gene ptgr2). NCBI's taxonomy places the organism in Eukaryota, Metazoa, Chordata, Actinopteri, Moronidae. Gene Ontology annotation, molecular function: 15-oxoprostaglandin 13-reductase [NAD(P)+] activity. The transcript has 8 exons. The coding region runs from base 662 to 1705 and encodes 347 amino acids. Gene Ontology annotation, biological process: prostaglandin metabolic process. The record is from RefSeq and is a predicted model, not a curated record.
GCUCAACUGCACCUCGGAAAAGACCACUUAUGUCCGGCAAGAUAGUGCCCCUCUACUACACCGGAACAGUUGGGGUGGGGGGGAUAAUGUCGCACUUUUCGUGUAAUUACCUCACGUUAGCGUUCAGAUGGUUAUGAAUGUUAUUAACUUCAGCGAACAUUAAACAGAUACACAUUGAGCAUGCGCAAAAUUAAAAAAAAAAGGCCGCCUUUUAAACAUUAAAAACUAAUUUUAAAAAAAAUGUCGACAGUGGGCGUCACACGGAGCUCUCACUGGUUAACUAUCGACAUAUGUGUUUAAAAAAUAGACACGGAAUCAAACAUGAGGUGCUUAUUGAUUAGCAGCUAAAAAAAAUAAAAUAAAAAUCGGCCCAACUGCCUAACGGGAUUUAAACGAAGGCGGAAGUUAGUGACAGGGAAGCCUCUCGCUCUGUUAGCGCUGAAUGAGUGGUGUCUUUUGACUUUCUGCUAGCUUUCAGACUAAACUAGAAGAAACCUGUUCGACAAUGCAAACAUAUUGAAUAGUUUUUAUAAUUAAUAGUCUUCUCGUGUUGCUAUUUAAUGUAAAAACCGCACACCAUUUGAACACUGUGACCUUAAAAGCUUGCCGUUUGUUGCAAGGUAACAGCUAAAGUUAAGAGGCUAACGUCACUUUGUCAGAGAUGCAGGUGCAGAAAGUCGUUCUCAACUCACGACCAGGUACAAACGGGGCGCCAGUUCCUGAGAAUUUCCGUCUGGAGGAGGCGACCUUAGCACCUGACCUGCAAGAUGGGGAGGUCCUUGUUCGGACGCUUUACCUCUCAGUCGACCCUUACAUGCGAUGCAGAAUGAAUGAAGACACAGGUGCUGAGUACCUGACUCCAUGGCAGCUGUCUGAGUGCGUGGAUGGCGGAGGUGUCGGUGUGGUGCAGUCCAGCCGCUGUAGUGCCUGCGCUGAUGGAGACGUGGUCACUUCAUUCAACUGGCCUUGGCAGACCUUUGCUGUUAUGAAAGGAAGUGCCUUACAGAAGGUCGAUCCGCAGUUGGUUGAUGGGCACUUGUCUUACUUUCUGGGUGCAAUUGGCAUAACAGGCCUCACUGCACUGUUGGGCGUAAGGGAGAAGGGCAACGUGACCAAGGGGGCCAAUCAGACCAUGGUGGUGAGUGGGGCGGCUGGGGCCUGUGGCUCCAUAGCCGGACAGAUCGGCAGGCUGGAUGGUUGUGUGAGAGUAGUUGGCAUUUGUGGUUCUGACGAGAAGUGCAGAGCUUUAGUGGAAGACCUGGGCUUUUCUGCAGCCGUAAACUACCGCCAAGAAGACGUCCCUGCUAGGCUGAAGGAGUGCUGCCCUGGUGGGGUAGAUGUUUACUUUGACAACGUGGGAGGUACCAUCAGUGACACUGUAAUCGCACAGAUGAACAAUGGAGGCCAUGUGAUCCUGUGUGGGCAGAUCUCGCAGUACAACAAGGAUGUGCCGUACCCUCCACCCUUGAGCGAGGAGACACAGGACACUCUGCGGAGUAAGAACAUCACCCGGGAGAGAUUUACGGUGCUCAACUACAUGAACAAAGCAGACGCAGCCCUCUUUGAGCUCAGUCAGUGGGUUAAAUCAGGCCAAAUCAAGGUGCUGGAAACUGCGGUGAAUGGCAUCGGGAGUAUGGGAGAUGCGUUUUGCUCUAUGAUGAAAGGGGGAAACAUUGGCAAGCAAAUUAUAAAGAUAUCAGAGUGAAGAAAAUCACCGUAGCUGCCAGCAGAGACUGCUCUCACCAGACGCCUUGGGAAAUUAACCUUCUGUUGCCUCUCUAUUGAUGCCGUUAACACUAACUUAAUGAACUCCAGUAUGACAUUGCUAUGAUUAUCUGAAGCCAAGCGAGCAAUGGUUGGUUUUAAACAUAUUAUAGCUGUACCAUUACAAGACAUUAGCAGACAUUGAACUGACAAAAGGCAGUAAAAGGUUAUCAAAUAAGCUUUGUAAUGUAGGUACAACUGUGUGGCUAGCUUAACUGCAAACACAUUGUAAGGUUAACAGAGGAAAAAAAAAAACGCCUUCUCAGCUAACUACCUCGCUGAAGAGUUAACAUUCUUCAUAAAACUACACCAGCCUGUACAACCAGAAUGCUUGUAACAGUAAAAUAAUGGUGGCAAGUUAUCAAUAACACAAGUUGAAUUACUAACACUACUUGGAAGUUCAGAGUUUCUGUAUUUAUAACAUUAUUAUCCUCUUUAUUUACAUGGUUCUUGUCUUCACCAGAGACCACAAUGGAGAUAAACCUCUGUAGAUGUGAUUUAAUGUCUCUUUUGAUGUUAAAUUAACGAUAUUUUAGUACUUUAGCAAAAAACUAAAAACAGUAGGCCAAUAUCUCAACAUUUUGUUCAUUCCUGUAAAGAAAACCUAAUAAAAUAGUUAUUUUAUGUAACAAAUUUGAUAACAUUUUUAUUAUUAUUUAAGAUCUGAACUUUGUAGAUAUUCACUGAGCCUUCAGUCUGCUAAACAGCCUCGUCCUGUAUUUGAAAAGAGCUGAAAGAACAACGGCCAAGAGUGAGGAGAAGGAAAACACUGAACUUCUUAAAAAAAGCAGCUUAUUAAGUAUGAUUGUUAACAAUAAGAACACAAAAUCACCAAUUUUACUGAAACGUCCCACAGUUACUGCAUUCACUGUGAGUUAAUAGUACAGUUAAUCAGCUGUUGCUGUGCUGGUAUUGUUAUGCAGUAAAUAUAAACGCAAGAGUACAUGCAGUGAUGUAUUAACAUUAGUUUUAAUGAAGAACGUUAGCUGUAGCUAGCUGAAGAGGCUGGUUUCCUACCAGUUAAGAUACUAACAUGCACAUGUCACCACCUCAGCAUUAAUCGCAUUGUGCAGAUGUGAUUCAAGAUCUUCUUUCUCACGAAAUUAAAGACUUUAAAGUAGCAUUACCUGGCUAAUUCUGUUAGCAUCAUCUCGACAGCUUAAGUGCUUUACUGACAAAGAUUACAAGGGUGGUGAUACUGCAGUAUGUAGCAUAUGGAUGAUGAAUAUUACAUGCACUGAAUGGGUUAGUGUUAAGAAGAGCUAUAGCUGAAAAAGGCUGGUGUAUAGUGUAUUUUCCACUAGUGUUUUCAGUUAAGAUACCUUCCCCUUCUGUCAUAUACGCAUGAAGGAAAUGGGAAAUAUAGGUAAAAAGGAAGUAGAUCAAUAAUGUGUGCCUAGACCAACUGUAUAGGAAAACUAAGGAGAAUAAAAUGAGAGAGAAAUAAGCAUUUUGAGUCAUCUGAUGAUGGUUUUUACUGUGUCAGGCUCCAUAUUCUCGUUUCAAAGACGCAAAGACAAAGUGUGUAAUUUACCGUAAUGAACAUUUUAUUUCACAGCACUAUAAACCAUUAACAAAA